This is a messenger RNA of Ziziphus jujuba (common jujube), 1384 nucleotides long. RefSeq lists its product as uncharacterized. The transcript is spliced from 2 exons. Lineage: Eukaryota; Viridiplantae; Streptophyta; Magnoliopsida; Rosales; Rhamnaceae. The record is from RefSeq and is a predicted model, not a curated record. Bases 285 to 992 code for a protein of 235 amino acids.
CGUGGAUAAACUCACCACCACCAACAAACAAGCAAGCAAAGAGCUAACAUGCGCACCCCACCACGCCUCCAUUAAUUUUCUUCUUCCUCUCGCAAUUUUCUUUUCCUUCGAUCCAAACACAGACAAAAAUUUCACACUUACACUUCCCCUUAAUUAUAAUAAUAAUAUAUAUAUAUAUAUAUAUAUAUGUAAAAUGAAAAUUAAAUAAAAAUAAAAGAGAGAGAGAGAGAGAGAGAGAGAGAGAGAGAGAGAAAGAGAGAGAAACUCCGUUACGUUUCUCUAACAUGCGCCAUCUGUUAUUUGUCACCACCUCCUCCUCCUCCAUUACCACCACCAUCACCAUGCCCUCAUCGUCUUCUUCUUCAACCCUCUCUUCCUCAACAUCGGCUUCUCCUAAGCCCAAAUCCUCAAACCCUAACCCUAACCCUAAUUCCUCCCUCCUCUGCAAGCACUCUCCAUCUGCCACUCUCGACCUCCUCAUACUCAUCCUCGUCCUCUUCUCCGGAACAUUCCUCGUCACCUCCUACUUCUCCUACCUCUUCAACUCCCUCUCCAUCCUCCUCUCCUCCUCCACCUUCCACCUCCACCACCUCCCUCUCCCUUACAUCCUCGGCUUCUUCGUCGCCUUCGCCUUCGCCGUCAUCUUCCUCGAGUUCUGUUGUGGUGCCCGAUCCCGGAAGUGUGAUAAGCCCGGAUGCAAAGGAUUGAAGAAGGCUAUGGAGUUCGAUUUGCAAUUGCAGACUGAAGAGUGCGUCAAGAAUGGUUCGAAGGAGAUCGAUAGGUUGCCUUGGAAAGGUGGAAGCGAAGGGAAUCCGGAUUACGAGUGUCUCAGGUCUGAGCUGAGGAAGAUGGCUCCGCCGAAUGGCCGUGCGGUUUUGCUCUUCCAUGCCCGCUGUGGAUGCCCUGUUGCUAAGCUUGAGGGUUGGGGACCAAAGCGUGGUCGGCGGCAUAAGAAGACUCGAAGAUUUGAGCAGUUUCUCUCACUGAAUUGAAUUAUGCUGGGCAUGUGUGGAUGGAUGAAUCUUGAUCUGCUAUAUUCUAUGGAAUUUAAAAUUCUAGUGUUUUACUCUACGUUUAGCUCUUACUUCUUACAUAAAAUAAAUCUUUGCGAUCUUGUGAUUCAUCGACGAGAGCAGAACCAUUUAUGCACACAAAGUACAAAUUUUUGUUAUGGAGGUGGAAGUUCAUGUCUUGAAACAAUAACUAGUAAAAGAACUUUUUUCUUCUUCUUUUCUUUUUUUUUUUUUUUUUUUUUUUUUUUUUUUUUUUCCCUUCUUGUAUAUUACUCUGCUAUCAUGAAGUGUAAUGGUAUAAAUUAUUGCUAGACGUGCUAUCAUAUUGAAUAUAAUCCGGCGUGAGACAGUGAGUUUUGUUUAUCGUUCAA